Adineta ricciae is the source of this 864-nucleotide messenger RNA. Lineage: Eukaryota; Metazoa; Rotifera; Eurotatoria; Adinetida; Adinetidae. The record is from the annotation of a GenBank genome assembly.
AUGUCCACCGCAUAUAUCGCCUCACUUAAUUAUGCUAGAAACCAGAUUGGCUUGUAUUUUGGUAUUCCAGUAUUUAUUAUGAGUGUCAUCGGAGAAGUGUUAAGUAUUAUUGUACUUCUUAGUUUAAAAACAUUCCGACAAAGUUCUUGUGGCUUUUAUCUUCUAAAUAUGUCAAUAUUUAAUCUGAUUCGUCUUUGUUUAAGUUCAGUUUUUGUUAUAAUGUCCAUAUCGUUUGAAAUCGAUUACUCCAUUUCAAUAUUCUUCUUUUGUCAACUACGAAAUUUCGUUGUUACUACAUGUAACAUGGGUUCAAUUACUUGUUUAGGCAUGGCGGUCAUCGAUCAAUACUUUGCUACCUGUUUUCGUCCACGAUGGCAACAAUGGGCUAAUAAAAAUAUCGCUUAUCGCGUGACACUCAUCACCACUCUAUUUUGGAUACUCAACGGAAUUUUCUAUGUCAUAUUUUUUAACAACAUCUCCCCAGCCAGCCGAGCCACUUGUGUGACGUCCAAUUAUAUCUUUCUUCAAUAUCAUAUCUACGGUUAUUUUAUUAUUUACAAUAAUCUUUUGCCAUUGGUAACAGUUAUAUUUGGCGUGAUGGCUUUUCAUAAUGUACGACAUUUAACACAUCGAACAAUCCCUCUCGUUCGCCGCGAUUUAGAAAAGCAAUUAACAGUCAUGGUGCUUGUACAAACCACAAUUCAUGUGUGCACUUAUCUACCAUUCGCUACUAUUAGUAUAGUAUCAGCAUUAAAAGCAAACCCUAGUUCUGUCUAUUUGGCCGAGAUGAAUUUCAUAAAUGCUGUUGUUUACAUCAUUUCCGUUUACAGUAAUGGGGUAAGACGAACUUCUGAUCUAAUAUAG